AAUACCCAGGAGCCCCGUUAAAAAAAAAAAAAAAAAAGGGAAAAAGGGGAGGGGGGCCUGGGCAGCUGUCUCUUUAAAUGUGAUUUCCUUCUAUUGUAUUUGAAUCGUGAUCAGGAAAAAGGAAAUGAAACCAGAGACAGAGGGAAGCUGAGCGAAAAUAGACCUUCCCGAGAGGGGAGGAAGCCCGGGGAGAGGCGCGCGGUCCCCUGCCCGCCCGGCCGCCGCCCCCUCUCUGCCCUGGGCGGCGAGCUGCGCCCGCGACGCGGCCGGAGGUGCGAGGGGCGCGGGCGGCCGGCGGGCGCGCACCAUCCCCGCGGGCGGCGCGGAGCCGGCGACAGCGCGCGAUCGGAGCCGGGCGGCGGCGGCGGGACCGGGAUGGAAGGGAGCGCGGUGACUGUCCUUGAGCGCGGAGGGGCGAGCUCGCCGCCGGAGCGCCGGAGCAAGCGGAGGCGCAGGAGCGGCGGCGGCGCCCGAGCACCCGAGGGGGUCCGAGCCCCGGCAGCCGGCCAGCCCCGCGCCACAAAGGGAGCGCCCCCGCCGCCCGGCACGCCGCCUCCCUCCCCAAUGUCCUCGGCCAUCGAAAGGAAGAGCCUGGACCCGUCUGAGGAACCAGUGGACGAGGUGCUGCAGAUCCCCCCAUCCCUGCUGACAUGCGGCGGCUGCCAGCAGAACAUUGGGGACCGCUACUUCCUGAAGGCCAUCGACCAGUACUGGCACGAGGACUGCCUCAGCUGUGACCUCUGCGGGUGCCGGCUGGGCGAGGUGGGGCGGCGCCUCUACUACAAGCUGGGCCGGAAGCUCUGCCGGAGAGACUAUCUCAGGCUUUUUGGCCAGGAUGGUCUCUGCGCAUCCUGCGACAAGCGGAUCCGUGCCUAUGAGAUGACGAUGCGGGUGAAGGACAAAGUGUAUCACCUGGAAUGUUUCAAAUGUGCCGCCUGUCAGAAGCAUUUCUGUGUGGGCGACAGAUACCUGCUCAUCAACUCCGACAUAGUGUGCGAACAGGACAUCUACGAGUGGACUAAGAUCAACGGGAUGAUAUAGGGCAGCCAGCACCUGAACACGCUCCGAGUGUUCGCUGAAGACACCCUUUACGGGGUCUUCACUCGUAGGCACUUUGGGGGUUUGAGGGUGGGGCGAGGCAUAUUUUAGGUGAUGGUAGACCCUUACUGGGCACCAAGGCAUAGCAUUCAAGUGACAUAAUGCAAGGGCCAAGACUUGGAGGGGGCAAAAUCACCAGUUCUUAGGGAGAACUUAGGGUCACAGCCUAUGCAUAGUAACUGACAUGAUUAGCAGAAGAAGGAACAUUUAGGGGCAAGCAGGCACUGUGCUUUCGUGACGGAAUUUUACACCUGCAGAUAGGGAGUUGUAUAAAGACUUGUUAUGACUUUGACGCUUGCCAACUAGAGAUGUGCGAUUGAUUUCUUUUCUUCCUGGGUUCUGUAACAACCCUGUUCCAAUCACUGUCCUCCACACAAGGGAAGGACAGAGAGGAGAAUGCUCAUUCUUUUUUUCUUGGCCACCUUCCCAAGGCCCGUAAGCUUUGGACUCCCCAAGAAAAACUGCAUGGAGACACAUUUCAGUUGAGAAUGGAAACCACCACUUUUCACCAAACAAUUAUUUAAAGCAAUGCUGAUGAAUCACUAAGUUUUUAGACACCUUCGUUUUGAGGUGAAGAGUUCCACAGAUUGUUUCUAUACAAAUAUAAAUCUUAAAAAAAAAAAGUUGUUCAACUAUUUUAUUAUCUUAGAUUAUAUCAAAGUAUUUGUUGUGUGUAGUAAAAAAAUAAAAACCCAACUCUGCAGACUUAAUAAAAAUGACAGACUGA
Messenger RNA from Microcebus murinus (gray mouse lemur), 1825 nucleotides. It is a transcript of the gene LMO2, whose product is annotated as LIM domain only 2. Gene Ontology annotation, biological process: positive regulation of transcription by RNA polymerase II. Gene Ontology annotation, cellular component: nucleus. The record is from RefSeq and is a predicted model, not a curated record. Gene Ontology annotation, molecular function: transcription coactivator activity; DNA-binding transcription factor binding. Lineage: Eukaryota; Metazoa; Chordata; Mammalia; Primates; Cheirogaleidae.